CGGAAGGAAGCCAUGAGGUCAGCUGACCAAAACAAAUAUGGCGGCCACGGCAACGAUAAACAAACUAUCGGUGUGUUUUUCUUUCGUCUCUUUUGGUUUCACGUGUCGGUAUUCCAGAUCAAAUGUUUCGUAACGAGACCGUUUAACCAAUCAAAUGCCUCCGGACCAUUUUCUGAACGGACAGCCUCGACGAAACCCGGAAAACAAACGGAAGUGUCUUCCUCCAGUUUGAACCUAAACAUCCGCCCGUGUAACGCGUGUGUUUUUACUACGUUAGCUCGUCGUUUCAACCGGACAAAACAUGAGCAAAACAUGAAAAAGUGACCGAAACGAGGAAUGGUGUAACUCGGGGAACAACCUAUCGAUGUGAACACGAUGUAGCUGACGUCUGAAAAUACACACGACAUGGAGUUUGCCUUGGAGACGAGCUGAGAGCAGCGAGAGGUAAUCCUCAAGUGAACGAGACGUUACCAUGGGGUUGGUGAACUUUGUCAUCUCCACUGUAGGAAAAUGUCUGGACGCCGUGUGCUUACUGCUGGACCUGAACUUUGUCAUCGUCCACACCGUGGUGCGGACGGUCCUGGCGGUGGUCGCCUUCAUAACCAGCCUGCCCAGCCUCCUCCUCAACUCACUGCUGGAGCUGGGGAACUUAACCGUGCUUGGCUUCAUGUCCCUGGCGGAAGCGACGUCAAACGUAGCCCACGGGACCGUCACCAUGCUGGGGAGCUUGGUGCUGGCUCUGGAGGGGCUGCUGGAGAGCCUGAAGAUGGUGGGUUACCUGUCCAUGCACGUCCUGCUUCGUGGGAAGGAGCACCUGUGUCGAGGGCUGCUGUCAGUGCUGGAGGGCUGCGGCAUCGCUGUCAGCCUGGUGGUCUAUUUCGCCAACACCGUGGUCAACUUUGCACUCAUUGCCGCUCAGAACAUCUACCUGGCGGUGGUCAGUGUGUGGCAGACGGUCUCCAGCCCGCUGCAGAAGGUGCUGGAGCUCACGCUGACUUCCUUCACCUUUCUGUACAGCAGUCUGGUUGGGACUUCGGCUUUCCUGUGGUCACCCUGUAAACUGGUGUUGGACUUCGUGGUCUCGCUGGUUCAUAUGUUCAUCAGCAUCUUCAUCCUGAACAUCUACGGCCUCCUGCUCACUGUCACUAUUGCUCUAACGACCACCGCCUACCUGAACCCGGUGCUGACCCGACAGGCUGCCGUGCGAAUUCUGGAUUACAUUAACUCUUUUCCUGCCCUGCGCAGACUUUACCUGGCUCUCCACCGCCUCGCUUCAGUCUUGCGGAGCGCCCCACAUUUUGUACGUGGCCUCAUGCAGCGCCUGCCCAGGAUACUCCAUCACCUCCACCUGCUAGAGAGGGGGCUGUGGCAGCAGCUGUCUCGACUCAGCAGCCAGCUAGGUCUUGCUGUGAGGACCCAUCUCCACAGAAACAACAACAACAACAGGGUACGCGGCGAUGGUGACCCCGGAGAGGAGAGGCGGGACCCACCAGAUGGAAGAGCAGGAGAUGGAUCCCACCAGGAGCUGCUGGAUUUAGUUUUCCCCUCCUCGAGCAUGGACAGACCGCUAAAGAAGCAGUCGUCUUCGGGCAAAGACGGUAAACCUCUGCCUGCCGAGAAUCUGCUGACUCUGCUGAAGGAGCAGGAGGACAGGAAGAAGUGCGUUAUCUGUCAGGACUGCUCCAAGACGGUGGUGCUGCUGCCAUGCAGGCACCUCUGCCUGUGCAGAGACUGUACGAACAUCCUGUUGAGGCAGCCCGUCUACCAACAGAACUGCCCGCUCUGUCGGCACAUGAUCCUCAACACUAUGGACGUGUAUCUAUGAGGGACCAACAGGAGUGGGUCUGUGGGCGUCCGACCACGUGGAACAGUAGCUACACUCUAAGGUUUACCACCACUGAAGUGAUGUUGUUUGACUUGUGUUUUUACUAGGUUGUGAUAAAGGAUAGAUCUGGUAAUAUUCUACGUUUUUCCUGCUGUCAGAAACAGUCUUUAUACUUUGUGUCUUCUCUACUCCGUCGGUGGCUGUUCAUCUUCACUGGAGUUGUUUAUGUUUUAAAAAAAGGACUCGCAAAUUUAUAUUUUCAAUUUUAAAAAAGAUAAUUUCCAAAACAACUGUAGUUUUUAAACGAAUGUCACUCAGAAGAGGAGUAAGUAGUGCUAGUGUGUGUAAAUGUGCUAACACUACACAGACGACGCUUAAAGGUCAAUUCAUUGUGUUUUUGGAUCUUUGGGGAUUUAAAAUGAUUUAUUGACAGCGGAAAAAAUAGAGAAUAUCACCAGAUUUAUCUUCUAAAAUGUUGUUUCCUAUGUGUGCACCUUCUGAAAACUGUUAGUAGAAAAGAAAUACAAAUGCUGUGUCCCAAUUCUAGACUAAAUACUAACAGUAUACAGUAUGAACUAUAUGCUAAUCUUUAUAGUACCCUGUUGUGCUGUUAGUGUGCAAGAAAUCAACAUAUUUAACUGGUUCAACUAGCAGGAAAUGAUUUAAUACUAGUGCAGUCCAAUCAAACUACAAUGUUCUGUUUCACCAUCCACAAUUAAUGUCCUCAGUGCAUUGCAUUGUGGGAGAAUAGUGACCAUUAACAGUACACUUUGUAUCCACGCGUAUUAUUCUAGCGUGCACACACGACAUACUCAAAUCCUGCUCAGACUCAGUCUGUAGUGUAGAUUUGGGACACAGCUCGACGUUAGAUGCGCCUGUUUAAAUAUUCCAGUAUUGCCACACUGAGUCUCAGGUCUCGUAGCCAUGGUAACCCGUCAGUGCCCUCCCUGAUGCUGUAAUGUUUACCACCGUUCAUGUCUUAAAAUGUCGUGCUUUUAGUGGGCCAAGCUGUGAGGAAAUAAAACUUACACUGUGCUUUAAGAGCACCAGUAUACAAAUGAUUCCACACACACCGUGUGUACGAACGCCGUGUGUACGAACGCCGUGUGUACGAACGCCGUGUGUGUACUCUAAGCAACGCCACAACCUUUAGAUCCUGCUGUGAAAAGCUUCUACCAUUUAAAUAUACAUAGAGCCAUGUAAAGAGUACAAAAAGGGUUUUCUGUGUUUAAGGAAAGUGAUUUAUAGUUUUCCAGUCAGGCUAUUGAUAGGGCUUAUUCCAGUCUUCCAUCAGUGGCGUGUUACAGUCACCACCAAUACGCAAUCCAUAAAAGGUUUUCUCUUUCCUUUGUCAUUGUGAUAAAACAGAUUUCUGUUGUAUAAAAGGACCAUAAACUAAUAAGGCUUUACAAUUUAAUUUUGCUUUUGUUUCUCAUUUGUUGCUGUCGAAGCUGAAGUGUUGAUAUUGAUUGUUGUUUAAAGUUUACAGGGCACUAUUGUGACACCACUUAGUGUGCUAUUACUGACGGUGGGUGGAGUCGGAGCUGUCAUUUGCCCUCAUUUGUUUUUUGAAAAGCUAUUUUUUCAGUCAUUUGUAUGAAAAAAAAUUGAUUUCUGCAUUGUUUUUGUGACUGGCGCUAUGUUAUACCAAUUACUUUAUUGUGUUUCUUACUGCAUUAUAUAGAUAUCAUUAAUGAAAGUGGUCUGAAUGUCAGUUUUUGAUGAGGUUGUAAAUGACUCGUGGAGCCCAGACUGUAGUCAUUAUAGACUACUCUUCCUCUAAGGUUACUGAGUAAAGAUAGCCAUUAACUGACGGCAGCUCACGUGACCAUCAUCUGUUGCUACCUGCAGUGUGUGUGACACAGUGUGAGACGACGUGAUUUGAAGACGUGAAUGUAACUUUUUUAAAAUGCUAAGGCUGCCACGUAACUGGUGAGUCAUUCUGUUCAUAAUAAAACAAAAAUCAGUGAAA
Messenger RNA from Dicentrarchus labrax (European seabass), 3797 nucleotides. RefSeq names its product ring finger protein 26 (gene rnf26). The transcript has a single exon. The record is from RefSeq and is a predicted model, not a curated record. Lineage: Eukaryota; Metazoa; Chordata; Actinopteri; Moronidae. Bases 473 to 1825 code for a protein of 450 amino acids. Gene Ontology annotation, molecular function: ubiquitin protein ligase activity. Gene Ontology annotation, biological process: ubiquitin-dependent protein catabolic process; protein ubiquitination.